Miniopterus natalensis is the source of this 2629-nucleotide messenger RNA. It is a transcript of the gene DYNC1I2, whose product is annotated as dynein cytoplasmic 1 intermediate chain 2. Gene Ontology annotation, molecular function: dynein heavy chain binding; dynein light chain binding. Lineage: Eukaryota; Metazoa; Chordata; Mammalia; Chiroptera; Miniopteridae. Gene Ontology annotation, cellular component: cytoplasmic dynein complex. Gene Ontology annotation, biological process: transport along microtubule. The record is from RefSeq and is a predicted model, not a curated record.
GGGAGCGAACUCGUUCCGAUGAAGCCAUUUGUCCCUAAGCCCUCGCCGUAGCAGCCGCCGCCCAUCCCUCUUUGUGUGCUUCGAGUAGUCGCGGAGCCAGUGGCGGCGACAAUUGGUGUGGGUGAAGCAGAGGGACGUUUUCGGGAAGUUGCAGGCGGGCGGAUUCUUCCCCAUCCCGCCACCUGACAGGUCACAAACAUGUCGGACAAAAGUGAACUAAAGGCAGAGUUGGAACGUAAGAAGCAGCGGUUGGCCCAAAUCAGAGAGGAAAAGAAGAGAAAAGAAGAAGAAAGGAAAAAAAAGGAAACUGAUCAGAAGAAGGAAGCAGUUGCUCCUGUGCAAGAAGAAUCAGAUCUUGAGAAAAAAAGGAGAGAAGCUGAAGCAUUGCUUCAAAGCAUGGGGCUAACUCCAGAAUCCCCCAUUGUCCCUCCUCCUAUGUCUCCAUCUUCCAAGUCUGUGAGCACACCGAGUGAAGCUGGAAGCCAAGACUCUGGAGAUGGCGCAGUGGGAUCUAGGACGCUGCAUUGGGAUACAGAUCCAUCAGUUCUUCAGCUUCACUCAGAUUCCGAUUUGGGACGAGGACCUAUUAAACUUGGAAUGGCUAAAAUUACACAAGUUGACUUUCCUCCUCGAGAAAUCGUGACAUAUACAAAGGAAACUCAGACCCCAGUUAUGGCUCAACCCAAAGAAGAUGAAGAAGAAGAUGAUGAUGUAGUGACUCCUAAACCACCUAUUGAACCCGAAGAAGAGAAAACUUUAAAGAAAGAUGAGGAAAAUGAUAGUAAAGCUCCCCCUCAUGAGCUGACUGAAGAAGAAAAGCAACAAAUCUUGCAUACAGAAGAAUUUUUAAGUUUCUUUGACCAUUCCACAAGAAUUGUAGAAAGAGCUCUUUCUGAGCAGAUUAACAUCUUCUUUGACUACAGUGGAAGAGAUUUGGAAGACAAAGAAGGAGAGAUUCAAGCAGGUGCAAAACUGUCACUAAAUCGACAAUUUUUUGACGAACGUUGGUCGAAGCACCGGGUUGUUAGUUGUUUGGAUUGGUCAUCUCAGUAUCCAGAGUUACUCGUGGCUUCCUAUAAUAACAAUGAAGAUGCUCCUCAUGAACCUGAUGGUGUGGCCCUUGUAUGGAAUAUGAAAUACAAAAAAACUACCCCAGAGUAUGUAUUUCACUGCCAGUCAGCUGUGAUGUCUGCUACAUUUGCAAAAUUUCAUCCAAAUCUGGUUGUUGGUGGUACGUAUUCAGGCCAAAUUGUGCUAUGGGAUAACCGUAGCAAUAAAAGAACUCCAGUGCAAAGAACUCCACUGUCAGCUGCUGCACACACACAUCCUGUAUAUUGUGUAAAUGUCGUUGGAACACAAAAUGCUCACAAUCUAAUUAGCAUCUCUACUGAUGGAAAGAUUUGUUCGUGGAGUCUGGACAUGCUUUCCCAUCCACAGGAUAGCAUGGAAUUGGUUCAUAAACAGUCAAAGGCAGUAGCUGUGACAUCUAUGUCUUUCCCUGUUGGAGAUGUCAACAACUUUGUUGUUGGGAGUGAAGAAGGCUCUGUGUACACAGCAUGCCGCCAUGGCAGCAAAGCUGGAAUCAGUGAGAUGUUCGAAGGACAUCAAGGACCAAUCACUGGCAUCCAUUGUCAUGCAGCUGUUGGAGCAGUAGACUUCUCACAUCUUUUUGUCACUUCAUCAUUUGACUGGACAGUAAAACUAUGGACAACUAAGAAUAACAAGCCUUUAUACUCAUUCGAAGAUAAUUCAGACUAUGUUUAUGAUGUUAUGUGGUCACCCACUCACCCAGCCCUGUUUGCCUGUGUGGAUGGCAUGGGGAGGCUUGAUUUGUGGAAUCUCAAUAAUGACACAGAGGUGCCAACUGCCAGUAUUUCCGUGGAGGGUAAUCCUGCUCUUAAUCGUGUAAGAUGGACCCAUUCUGGAAGAGAGAUUGCCGUGGGUGAUUCUGAAGGACAGAUUGUUAUAUAUGAUGUGGGAGAGCAGGUUGCUGUCCCCCGAAAUGAUGAAUGGGCACGGUUCGGGCGAACACUUGCAGAAAUUAAUGCAAACCGGGCUGAUGCAGAAGAGGAAGCCGCUACCCGAAUACCUGCUUAGCUCCAGAAAAGAGGAUAGGUAGCCUUAGUGGAUUUGGAGAAGACUCUAAGUAGAUCCUAAGACUAUUUGCAUGCUUCUGUCAGAAUGAUAAUUAAAAGGAAAUUUCGUGGGUUAAACCAUGGAUAUUAUUAAUGCAGUAAGCAAAUCUUACAAUGUCCCUUUUUAUAUAACAUGCAUCUUGUUUUGGAUUUGUGUCAUUUUUAAUACAGCUGAUUGACUUUACUGAAUGCAGCCUUUUUUAAUUCUUAUACACAGGUGUAUAUUUGGUAUUAGUUAUUGUUUGAGUUCUUUUCAACUUAAAACACUGUAUACAGUUAUUUCUAAAGCACAGAUUAAAUAAGUUCUGCAUAUUUUUAAAUAAUCAUAAUUCCCUGUUAUACUGACAAUGUUCUACUAACCAUAAUAUGUAGAAGCACUGGUGUGUCUUAGCCAUAGCAUGCGUACAUCUACCCAAGUUACAUUCUAGUAUUUUUCUUCUUUAUAAUUCAUGUGAUAGCUAUCUAUAAAUAAAAACAAAUGUGGUUUAACUUUU